CACUCGCGCCCAGCAGCGUACGACGGUGAUCGUGCGACCGUGUUUCCUAGGAAACGCUGCCUCCGCGCUGUUCAGCGACCUGGUCGUCUUCCCAUUCUUUUCCAUCCACGCAUACAUAUAUCAGCAGAUGGCUCCUGUCGCUGCUGUGAUGCUCUCAGCUGCGGCUGUGGCGGUGCCAAUGGCGGGCGCCUUCGUCGUAAACCCUACAACAAGGUCGGCGUUCACCAGGCAAAGUUUGGGAGCGAUGCGAGCGCGCUCCCCCUACCCUACUAGCACCAGCAACAGCUGUCGACAGCAGACUCUGCGCAGGCACACGCACGCCAACCUGCGGUGCACGGCCACAUCAACCGCGGAGGGGAGCACCGCCGCCACGGCAGCAGUGGCGGCCGACCAGCACGCGCUGGACCCCACUCUCCACGAGGAGGACGCCGCCGAGGUUGACCACUUCCGGGAUAUCGCGUACCCGCAGAACAAGGCGCGAUGGAAGAAGAACACGAAGCAGAUCGCCACCUUGGGCCCGGCGUCCUGCACGGAGGAGCAGAUCGAGGCUCUCUUCCUCGCCGGCGUGGAUGUCUUCCGACUAAACUUUUCGCACGGCGACCACGACCAGAAGGCCGAGUUGGUGUCCAUCAUCCGGGUCAUCGAGGCGAAGUAUAAGCACCCCAUCUGCAUCCUCGCGGAUCUCCAGGGGCCCAAGCUCCGCGUCGGGACAUUCGAACACGAUACGGUGAACCUGGUGAACGGCCAGAUGUUCCGGUUCGACAUGGACGACGAGCCCGGAGACGCUGCCCGCGUCAAGCUCCCCCACAAGGAGAUCAUCGACACCCUCCAGGAGGGCGAUUCUCUCCUCUUGGAUGACGGCAAGCUGCGAAUGACGGUGGUCGAGAGCGGGGAAGGCUACGUGAUCUGCAGGGUCGACGUGGGCGGCAAGCUGUCCAACAAGAAGGGCGUGAACACCCCCACGGUCCGCCUGCCGAUCUCGGCCAUGACCCCCAAGGACCGCGCCGACCUAGACUUUGCCCUGGUCGUUCCAGGCGGCGUUGAUGUGGUGGCCCUGUCCUUCGUGCAGAGGGCGGCCGACGUGGAGGAGCUCAAGGACAUCGUGCAGGGGAGGUGCCGGGUGAUGGCGAAGAUCGAGAAGCCGCAGGCGGUAGAUGACCUGGAGGACAUCGUGGCCUUGUGCGACGCCAUCAUGGUCGCCCGAGGUGAUCUUGGGGUGGAGAUGCCUCCGGAGAUGGUACCCAUCACUCAGAAGCAGAUUAUCGACUGCUGCAGGCGGCAGGGAAAGCCUGUGAUCGUUGCCACGCAGAUGCUCGAAUCCAUGAUCGACAACCCAACCCCCACCCGCGCUGAAGCAUCCGAUGUGGCAACAGCAAUCUACGACGGUGCUGACGGGAUCAUGCUUUCGGCCGAGUCCGCCGCGGGCAAGUACCCCCUGGAGAGCGUGCGGAUGCAGCAGAAGAUCAUCACCUCUGUGGAGGUCGACCCGCUGUACCGAAGGUACCUGCUGUCGCAAGCGGAGAAGCAGAAGACAGGAUCGGCUACGGACGCCAUCACGAGGGCGGCCCGCCAGGUGGCGGACACUCUCUGCGCGAAGGCGAUCGUGGUCUUCACCUCGAGGGGAACGACGGUCAACAAGGCCGCCCAGCUCCGGCCCAGCGUGCCCGUCAUGGGCGUGACGCCCAACAUCGAGACGGCCAGGGGGUUGGCGCUGACGUGGGGGGUGUACCCGGCGGUGAUCGAGCCGGACAGCGACGACGUGAACUUCCGGAUGAUGCUCUUCAAGUGCUGCGCGGUGGCGCAGGCCAAACUCAUCGCCGACAAGCCGACCGACCUGCUCGUGGUGACCGCGGGGCUCCCCUUCAAGGUCCCCGGAGUGGUGAACAUCUUGCGCGUGCUGCCCGCAGCGGGGCCUGACAUCUGGGACCCUACCCUCACCACCGACCUCGAUGGGAUGGACCACACCGAGGCAUACGUCAACUAUGAUGACGUGUACUAG
Messenger RNA from Ectocarpus siliculosus, 1999 nucleotides. The record is from the annotation of a GenBank genome assembly. Lineage: Eukaryota; Phaeophyceae; Ectocarpales; Ectocarpaceae.